AUGCCUGUUCCCGAGUCAACCUACCUGAGUCCUGUGUGGCGUGACGGCCUCUUCAACGGCCGCGUCGUAUUCGUCACGGGAGGCGCCGGCACCAUUUGUAGCAUGCAGACGCGGGCGCUGGUGCGUCUGGGAGCAAAUGCGUGCAUUGUGGGCCGCAAUGUCGAGAAGACGGAGGCGGCAGCCAAGGACAUUGCUACGGUCAGGCAGGGGGCCAAGGUGAUUGGUGUUGGGGACUGUGAUGUGCGAAAGCCCGAGUCUCUCAAGGCUGCAGCCGACAGAUGCGCCCAGGAGCUGGGUGGCAUCGACUUCGUCAUCGCCGGCGCAGCAGGCAACUUUGUCGUCCCCCUAGAAGGCAUGAGCCCCAACGCCUUCAAGGCCGUCAUAGACAUUGACGUCCUGGGCACCUUCAACACCGUCAAGGCCACCAUGCCUCACAUUCUGCGCAGCUCCCGCCCUCGCAUCAUCUUCAUCUCGGCCACCUUCCACUACACAGGCAUGCCCCUCCAGGCUCACGUGUCGGCGGCCAAGGCGGCCGUGGAUUCCCUCAUGGCGUCUGUGGCGCUCGAAUACGGCCCGCGCGGCGUCACGAGCAACACCAUCGCCCCCGGCGGCAUCGAGGGCACCGAGGGCAUGGCCCGUCUGAGCAGCUUCGCCGAGACCGACAGGGCUCUCUACGACAAGAGCAUCCCCCUGGGCCGCCAGGGAACCGUGCGCGACGUCGCAGAUGCAACCGUCUUUCUCUUCAGCGACGCGGGCUCAUAUAUCAACGGCCAUGUCAUGCCCGUCGACGGGGCGGCCUGGAGGCGACAGGGCGACGUGAGGGUUGGGGUCGACCAUUCUGUGACGUAUCCUGAUUUUUUGCUGUCGGGGGAAAUUUCCGAUAACCUGAGGGAUCCGCGCAAGGACAAGGAGUCCAAGCUAUGA
This is a messenger RNA of Geosmithia morbida, 924 nucleotides long. RefSeq lists its product as uncharacterized. Gene Ontology annotation, biological process: fatty acid catabolic process. The transcript is spliced from 4 exons. Lineage: Eukaryota; Fungi; Ascomycota; Sordariomycetes; Hypocreales; Bionectriaceae. Bases 1 to 924 code for a protein of 307 amino acids. Gene Ontology annotation, molecular function: 2,4-dienoyl-CoA reductase (NADPH) activity. The record is from RefSeq and is a predicted model, not a curated record.